Messenger RNA from Leucoraja erinaceus (little skate), 7505 nucleotides. RefSeq names its product unconventional myosin-If-like. The record is from RefSeq and is a predicted model, not a curated record. Bases 480 to 3782 code for a protein of 1100 amino acids. NCBI's taxonomy places the organism in Eukaryota, Metazoa, Chordata, Chondrichthyes, Rajiformes, Rajidae. Gene Ontology annotation, biological process: vesicle transport along actin filament; actin filament organization. Gene Ontology annotation, molecular function: ATP binding; microfilament motor activity; actin filament binding. Gene Ontology annotation, cellular component: myosin complex; actin cytoskeleton; cytoplasm. The transcript has 28 exons.
AGCUGCGCUGAAUUCUGUGGGGGUGGGGGCUUGUUGCUGGCCAGGGUCGACAGAACAUGUUCAUUUCCACUACAAUUUAUACUGGGGAAAUGAGAGUAUAAGGCGCGUGAUGAAGAUGUGCUUGAAACUACAGUCUUGUAUCUGAUGUCUCGUCUACUCCUGCCCCGUGUUGCUCACUUUGUCAUCAGUAUCCGUUACAUGCCCCUCUCCCCUCCCUCCAGCCGACCUGUUGGCGGUGACUCUUCAUUAGAGAGCAGCAGUUUGAACAGAAUUGCCGUCGGAUCUGUCAAUCGGACGGUAAUUGGAGCUGAGAGGAGGAAGUGGUGAGGUGCGACAGUCGCUGGCGGGACGCCGCGGGGCCAGGAGGAAUGAGAGAGCACUGCCAGACAGUAAAUGUCCAGUUAGACAAGGCCGGCCCUUUGGGAAGCUUCGAGCGAUUGCGGGACGGUGGCAACAACCCGUGAGAGCAGCGCCGGACAAUGGGGAGCAGGGACAAGUAUCACUGGCAGAGCCACAAUGUCAAGCAGAGUGGCGUGGACGACAUGGUACUUCUGUCUAAGAUCACGGAGGAUGCUAUCGUGGAGAAUCUUAAGAAACGCUACUUGGAUGACUAUAUCUUUACCUACAUCGGUACAGUGCUCAUCUCAAUCAAUCCUUUCAAACAGAUGCCUUAUUUCACCGACAGAGAAGUUGAAAUUUAUCAAGGAGCUGCUCAGUAUGAAAAUCCGCCUCAUAUUUACGCUCUUACAGACAAUAUGUACAGGAACAUGUUGAUCGAUGCAGAGAACCAGUGUGUUAUAAUCAGUGGUGAGAGUGGAGCUGGAAAAACAGUGGCUGCAAAAUAUAUCAUGGGUUACGUCUCCAAAGUAUCAGGAGGAGGAUCGAAGGUUCAGCACGUAAAAGAUAUCAUCCUGCAGUCAAACCCUCUACUUGAAGCCUUUGGAAAUGCUAAGACCGUACGAAACAACAACUCCAGUCGAUUUGGAAAAUACGUUGAAAUUCAGUUCAGUCGUGGUGGUGAGCCGGAUGGUGGAAAGAUUUCAAACUUUCUUCUGGAGAAAUCCCGGGUUGUCAAUCAGAAUGAGAAUGAGAGGAAUUUCCACAUCUACUACCAGCUGCUGGAAGGUGCGUCCCGGGAGCAGAUUGAAAACCUGGGCAUUGCUGAUCCUACGUAUUACUUCUACUUAAACCAGUCAGGGACUUACAAGGUGGAUGGAACAGAUGACAAGAAAGAGUUUGCGGAAACGAUGAAUGCCAUGCAGGUCAUCGGUAUUCCAUCCGAGGUUCAAGUCAUUGUGCUGCACAUUGUUGCUGGAAUUCUGCACCUCGGGAACAUCAGUUUUAUGGAAGUUGGAAAUUAUGCAGAAGUGGAGAACGAAGCUCACUUGGCCUUCCCGGCGUUCCUACUGGGAAUUAACGAGAUGAAACUGAGAGAGAAGGUGACAAGUAGAAAGAUGGACAGCAAAUGGGGAGGCAAGACGGAGUCCAUCAACAUGACCCUGAAUGUGCAGCAGGCCGGAUAUACCCGGGAUGCCUUGGCUAAAGCUCUCUAUGCUCGACUCUUUGACUAUCUGGUGGAUGCUGUCAACAAAGCUAUGCAGAAACCCCACGAGGAAUACAGUAUAGGAGUGCUGGACAUUUACGGCUUUGAAAUUUUCCAGAGAAAUGGGUUUGAACAGUUCUGCAUUAAUUUUGUAAAUGAGAAGCUUCAGCAGAUUUUCAUUGAAUUAACUCUGAAAGCUGAACAGGAAGAAUAUGUACAGGAGGGGAUAAAGUGGACCCCCAUUGAGUACUUCAAUAACAAAGUUGUCUGUGAUCUUAUCGAAAACAAGAGUCCGCCUGGAAUUAUGUGUGUCCUGGAUGAUGUCUGUGCCACGAUGCACGCCACGGGAGAGGGGGCCGACUCCACGUUACUGCAGAAGCUCCAGGCCGCGGUGGGAGGUCACAAUCACUUCAACAGCUAUAACCAAGGGUUCAUAAUCCACCACUACGCCGGGAAGGUAUCCUAUGAUGUAAACGGAUGUUGUGAGCGCAACAGAGAUGUCCUCUUCACCGACUUGAUUGAGCUGAUGCAGAGCAGUGAACACCGUUUCAUUCAAUCGCUGUUUCCAGAUAAUCUACAAAAUGAGAAGAAAGGCAGACCCACCACAGCAAGCACAAAGAUCAAGAAACAAGCAAAUGACCUGGUAAGCAGGUUAAUGAAGUGUACUCCACAUUACAUCCGUUGUAUAAAACCCAACGAGACCAAGAAACCAAGGGACUGGGAGGAGAGCAGGGCAAAACAUCAAGUUGAAUACCUGGGACUGAAGGAGAAUAUUCGAGUGCGGAGAGCUGGAUUUGCCUUCAGAAGGGCUUUCCCAAAAUUCAUACAGAGGUAUGCCAUCCUCACACCAGAGACCUGGCCCCGUUGGAGUGGCGAUGAACGUCAAGGUACUCAACAUUUGCUGCGUUCUGUCAACAUGGACUCCGACCAGUACCAGAUGGGCAAAAAUAAAAUAUUCAUCAAGAACCCAGAAUCACUUUUCCUUUUGGAGGAAAUGAGAGAACGGAAGUUUGAUAGAUUCGCUCGUGUCAUCCAGAAAGCAUGGAGGAAGUACAUAGCAUGGAGAAAGUAUGAAGAGAUGAGAGAAGAAGCCUCCAGCAUCCUUUACAACUUCAAAGAGAGACGGCGGAACAGUAUUAACCGAAACUUUGUCGGUGACUACCUCGGCAUUGAAGACAGACCAGAACUGCAGCAGUUCCUUGGCAAACGGGAAAGAGUCGAUUUUGCAGACUCUGUCACUAAAUUUGAUCGAAGAUUUAAGGGAAUAAAGCGUGACCUUAUAUUAUCUCCUAAAUAUAUUUAUCUAAUUGGUCGAGAAAAAGUCAAGAAAGGACCUGAAAAAGGUCAAAUCAAGGAGAUUCUGAAGAGGAAGAUUGAUAUCCAGAACAUCACUGGUGUGUCAUUGAGCACCAAGCAAGAUGACUUCCUUGUCCUGCACGAACCAGAGUACGACAGCCUCCUGGAGUCCAUUUUUAAGACUGAGCUCCUCAGUCUCCUGUGCAAGCGAACUGAAGAGCUCACCCAUCAAAAAUUAAAGCUCAAUUUUUCUGACACCAUACAAUUCAAAAUCAAGAAGGAAGGGUGGGGAGGAGGUGGCUCUCGAAACAUUGUCUUCAGCAGAGGCCAGGGAGAGCUGGUAACAAUGAAACCUGCUGGAAAGGCGCUUACCAUUACUAUUGGAGACGGACUACCCAAGAAUUCCAAGCCAACGAAGAAAGGUGUUCCACAGAACCGAGGGUUUGGGAAAAUCUCUCCUGCCAGGUCUGCUCCCCCAGCACCAUCAGGACGGUGCGGUAAUGGUGCACCUCGAUUCUCACGCGACUCUCAGAUGAGUCGGGAACAAAUGUAUUCCAAGCCCAUGAAAAACCCGGCAAAGUCACGAAUCGGUUUGGAAAUGCCUUCGCUGCCAAAACAAGGCGCUACAACCAAAGCAAGAAAGUCCGUAAACAUCAAUGCUAACAUGGAGUUCAUGAAGGUACCUGAUGAAGGAGUUGCAGGAAUCCAAAGAAGACGCAGCAUAUCUCAAAGACCCCUGCCAGCAGUGGGGCGCCCUAAACCACAGCCGCGGACCCCCAAGUGUCGGGCACUUUAUCAGUACACUGGUCAGGACAUGGAUGAACUCAGCUUUGAUGUCAAUGAUGUCAUGGAUCUCCUAUUGGAAGAUCCAUCGGGAUGGUGGAAGGGCCGUUUACGUGGAAAAGAAGGACUUUUUCCAGGAAACUAUGUGGAGAAGAUUUGAACUGUCCCAGGUCUGGGCUCAAAUAGUACUGUACUGAUCAUCAGAAACUCAAGUGUACUGAUCGGACAUGGACGUCAGAAUGUCCACAUGUGGGACAACCCACCAUUACAUAAGUUUCUGUUUCAAUGUACAAUCUUGCCACAUUUUCCAAUUAGAGUUGUUUAGAGAUCUGCUAAAACUGGGAUUCAGUGGUCACAUUUCAGAUCUGCUUUAAUAACUAAACUGGCGACGGCAAUGAAGAAAUGUUUUUGACCAAAGGUUUAUUUUAUUACCAUUCAAUCCAGAUGGGUUUUAUAAUUUUCAUAAAAAGCAAAGCUUGACUAAAAUCACUGAGUUUUCAUAAAUUAUUUGUUUUAACUGUUGCUUUUUGCAAAAUAAGACAACGGGUCUUAAGAUGUUUUUAAAUUCAUUCCAGGGAUGCGGGCUUUACAAAUUGUACCAGCAUUUAAUGGCCCACCCCAGUUGCCUUUAGAAAUUGUAGUGAUGAGCUGCCUUCAUGAACCACUGCAGUCCUUGGGUAUGGGUACACUCAUGGUGCUUUUCUUGAUUGAGUUCCAGGAUCUUGAACCAGUGGUGAUGAAGGAACAGUGAUAUAUUUCUGAAUCAAGACAGUGUGUGGCUUGGAGGGCAACUUCCCCUGGUGGUGUUCACUGUACGUUUGUUGCCCUGGUCUUUCUAGCAGGUAGAGGGGGAAGGUUUGAAAGAUGGUAUCUAGGGAGUCUUUGUGAGUUGUUUCAGUGCAUCCUGUAGAUGGUACAAACUGCUGCUGCUGUGUGAUGGUGGAGUGAGGGAAUGUUUGUGGACAAGUUGCCUAUCGAGCGGGCUGUGUGUUGUCGAGCUUCGUGAAUUCUGUUGUAGCUGCACUCACCCAGGCAAGUGGAAUGUAUUCCAUCUCACUCCUGACCUGAACCUUGCCUGGUGGUCAGACUGUGAGGGUGAGGAGGUGAGUUAUUCACCACAAGAAUCCCAGCUUCAGACCUUCCUUGUGGCUGCUCUAUGUAUAUUUUACUCAGCUCAGUUUCCGGUCACUGGUGGGUGGUGCCAGCUUAUUGAUAGUGGGGGAUUCAAUGAUGGUGAUGCCACUUAACUGUGAGAGACUGAUGGCUGGAUUUUCUCCAGUUGUAUAUCGCACUGCCUGCCACUGUGUGAUAUGAAUGUUAUUUACCUCCAGGCCUGGAUAUUGCCCAGGCCUUGCUGCAUUUGGGUAUAAGCUGCUUCAUUAUCUGAGGAGUGGUGAAUAGUGCUGAACAUCGUGCAAUCAUCAGCAAACAUCACAAUUUUGGACAUUGAAGUCCUGCAGAGAUGUCCUGUGGCUGAGAUGAGUGCCCCACCCCAGCCACCACAGGCAUCUUCCUUGGUGCUUUUAAGCUGUGAUUCCAAUUAGCAGAAGUUUUCCCCAUUCCCAUUGAUUCCACUGCAUUGGCUCCUUGAUGCCACGCAGUCAAACGCUACCUAGAUGACAAUCGCUCUCAUUCCACCACUGAAGUUCAGCUCCUCCUCCAUGUAUGGGGCAAGGCUGUGAUGAGGUCGGGUGACUAUGGUGGAACUCAGACUGAGCCUCUGUGAGCAGGGUGUUGCUGAGCUGGUGCUGGUCAACAGCACCAUCGACAAUCCAUUCCAGCACUCUGCGGUGAUCGAGUGUAGACUAAUGGGGCAGUCAUCGUCCAGGUUGGCUUUGCCCUGCUUCUUGUGGACGGAACACACCCAGGCUCCUUUCCAUUGUCGGCGAGAUGCCAACGUUGUGGUUGUAUGGGGACGGUUUGGCCAAGGCAUGGCAAGUCUCAGAGCACAAUUCUUCAGCACUGUUGCCUGAAUGUGUCAGGUCCCACAGCAUUUGCUGCAUCCAAUGCCUUCAGCUGUCUUGUGGGGUGGAUCACACUGAUAUCAUUCAGAUAUCCCGCGGAGUGGAUCGCACUGGCUGAAGACUGGUUUCAAUCGUGGAGACCACUGGGGGAGACCGAGAUGGAUCCUCCACUGGCACCACUGGCUGGAGGUUCUCACAGAUGCUUCUGCUUUCUCUGCUGUUCUGAAGUGCAGGCUCCCCGUCGAUCACAGGGGAUGGGGAUAUUGUGGAGACUCCUCCAGCAAGAUGUUUAGUUGUCCGCCACCAUUCACCACUGGCUGUGGCAGGACCGCAGAGCUUAAAUCUGAUCCAUUGAUUGUGGGAUUGCAUAUCUCUGUCCAUUGCACACUGCCAAGUAGGAUGGUGACAGUGUCUCAAGAGAAAAUGUACUGUCUGAGUGAUAUUAAUUAUGUGGCACUUAUUGGGCCUAAUGAAGCCUAUUUAGUAUCAACACUUUUCUAGUCAUUUCCUAUUUAAAGAAGGGCUGAUGCAACAUGAGUUUCAAGCAGAAGUAAUCAACAUGUUUUACGUUUCAUUUAGGGAAACUUCCUCAAGACCUCACUCGACAUACUGUGUUUUAUUGCUGCGGCAUAGAUGCCCCUGGACACCAUCAUCUGUAAACAUAAGGCAGACGUCCAUGUGUAGCAGAUAAUGCCCCACUCUACCUCAGUAUCACUGCUCCUGACCUGUCACACUGCAGUCUGGCAUCCAGCACUGAAAGAGCAGACACUUACACCUACUUAUAAUGGAAGAACAAAUCUACUGCCUACUUCCUAUGGUAAAUGCUUUCGCUAUUGCCAAGGCCACCUCUUCUCUGCAACUGUCUGAGGCUGUCUGUUCACAACCAUGGUGCUGUGCUUCAUCCCAAAACAAUUAUCUGCACCAUCACUAAGAGCACCGCUUCGCACCAGUGCAGUAUGAUCUCCACAGCUGCCACUGUUCAUGCAGGCCAGCCAUUUAUGCUUCUUAUUUUUAGUUUGGAGAUACAGCGUGGAAACAGGCUCUUCGGCCCACCGAGUCCACACCAACCAGCGAUCACACCCUACACUAGCAUUAUCCUACGCACUAUGGACAAUUUACAAUUUUACUGAAUCCAAUUAACCUAAAACCUGUAUGUCAAUUAACCUAAAACAGGAGCACCCGGAGAAAACCCACAGACAUAGGGAGAACAUACAAAUUCCAUACAGACUUGGCCACAGUCAGGUUCGAACCUGGGUCUGUGGCACUAUAAGGUGGCAACUCUACCAUUGCACACAGUGCCUCCGCUUCUUAUCAUUGAUUUCAAUUGCAUCUAGUUGAAGCUACAGCACUGAUCACUGUGACGUCCCACUAGUUAGUCGCCAAACAAAUAUUUGUCCUGAUUCCUUUGUUAGUUAGCCAAUCCUUUGUCAAGCUAGUAUUUCCCUAACUUCGCUUGCACUUACCUUCAAAGAUUCAAAGGUUUAUCUUAUAAAACAAAUUUUAGGCAUGGAAAAAUGUACAAAAAAUAUUCUUUCCACAAAGAAAUGCUCUGCACUUUUGUGUCCAAAGGCCUUAAAUGCUUGUCAUAUUUGUCUUAUUAGAAGUUAUUUGAUCAAUUAUUAAUUGCAAAGUAACCCACAAGUUUACUAUAUUAUAAUAAUUAUCAGUGAAAGCACAACUUGUAUUUAUAAAGUUCCAGUAAUGUUUUAAUGUUUCCAAGACACCAAAAGAGAGAGAUAUAUUUGGUACCAAAGAGAUCAUUUGAAAGGGACCCAAUGUUGGAAUAAUGUAAAUGGAGAUGUGCAACUACUAAUUCAUGUUCAACAAAGGAAUUAACUAUCGCAAAGCCAUGAGGAUCAAAAUAAAAUGAGAAAAUAUCUGUAUUGAAAUCUUAAUAUUACAAAUAAUGUGAAGAGAAA